This is a messenger RNA of Venturia canescens, 2375 nucleotides long. Its product is annotated as RUN domain-containing protein 1. The record is from RefSeq and is a predicted model, not a curated record. The transcript has 10 exons. Bases 341 to 2158 code for a protein of 605 amino acids. NCBI's taxonomy places the organism in Eukaryota, Metazoa, Arthropoda, Insecta, Hymenoptera, Ichneumonidae.
UGAAAAGUUGUAGUGUAUUGUGCAAACAGUUUUUGUGUUUGUGAAUCAACCUUUGUUGCCCACAUCAUGGUUCGAUAAUCUGGUUGCUGGAUUUAACUUGAUCAUUUACCACGUCAGUUGCAAUAAAAGCCAUAUAAAGAAUAUUUAUGAAAAUUGAUGUUUAAUGUAAAAGAUGGUAUAUAUUCGUUCUAAUAUAAUGGGUGCAUUUUGGUUAAAUCAAAUUGAAGCACAGUAGGUACGACGGACGAGAAGUAAGAAAUGUCAGGAAGUGUCUUAGCAGACGAAAAUUAUUAAGGCGGACUCUACGAUUAGUAGCGAGUUUUUCUCACCAAAGAUAAAAAUGUCACAAUUAUAUGAAUUGAUUUCAGAUUCAGUGGUAGCAACUCCAAUCACCAAAAUUCAAUGUUCAAACUUUGAAUCUCACAAAGUUUGUGAAGGUGACGAAUUAUAUUAUUCAGAUGAAAGUGACCGACCAUCAGGUGAACGUUGGGCCCCGGUGGGAGCAAAUGAUGGUGAUAAUGACUCCAGUGAUGAACACAAAUGCUCAAACAGUAUGGAAAUAUUAUCCUGUAACGUGGACAGACUGAAAUUGUUGGAAGAGGAGCAGGAAAUUCUUAAUUCAUCACUGAUCGCAUUGACCACACACUUCGCCCAGGUUCAAUUUCGACUACGACAAAUCGUCGACGCUCCGGCAGGUGAAAAAGAUGCUUUACUUAGGGAACUUGAAAAGUUUGCAUUCAGGGGCAUUCCUGAUGUUCCUAGUAACAUAAUACAAACAAGUACAUUGAGUACCCCAGCUUCCUCAGUACCCCAUCAACAAAGUAUUGAUGUCUCUCUACAUGAUGUUGAGGUUGAGUCGAAAAUGGCCUUUCAUCGGUCAAAACAAAGAGAAUUGAUAGGUCAACUCAAACAUCAGUUGCAAGAAUUGGAAGCCUAUGCUUAUGAAACUGGAGGACAAGAUCUACCACAGAGUCUAUUACUCGAGCGCCAGAAUAUAGUAAUUAAUCAUUUAAAAGAGAAAUUGAAUUUCAACGUGGAUGACAUGUGCAAGUUACCUGAAGAUGAUCUACGAUGGCAAGUUGACCACGCUAUAAAUCAGAUUGUCAGUCCGUUAAAAAUGAAAGAGCAACUCGUUUCUCAAUUGAAGACACAAAUAAUCGAUUUAGAACGUUUCAUUGACUAUCUUCAAGGUGAAGUCAGUUCAGAAACGCUAGCCUGCAGCUGUUCCUGCCCCGUACAUAAAACCAAUUUACGACCUACAUCGACCACGUUUAGUAAAGCGGAAAUCCCUGAAACUGAUGAGGAAAAUCAUGCAAGAACUUUGCAUACGGUCAGAAAAGUGGUGUCAUUGCUGCAUAUGUUUGUAAUGUCGCAGCUCGGUUGUGGCAGUAGCCAUGUACGACGAUCUUUCCAAAAGAAUUCUGUUUAUAAUUGGCGUGACUUACGCACACGACUAGAUAUUGCUGUGGAACACGUUUUAGAGGUGGUCGCUGACACCAAUUGUUGUGACCACAGCCACAAUGAAAACGAACGCGUUUAUACAUCUGGUUCUGAGUCCACUCGUGUUCCAUCAAUAUCUGCAGUUACGGUUGCGGUCCGGAAUCAUCUGACAGUGUGCAUCCGCAACUUGAUGCAACACGGUAUAGUACCGGACAUGAAAACGACGUCGAUAUUACCAUUUGUCGGCUGUUUCCCUCUGAAUAGGUCUUCAUCAUCAUCUUCAUUACAUAUAUGGGAACUCAUCAUAAAAUACUACGAGCUGAAGAACGGACAGCGUUACAAUUCUAGUCCUGCACAAAAGUUAUCACAAAGUUUCAAUUUGAAACUUGUUACCGAUCAGAACAAAUCGACAAAGAAGAUGCUCUUAAUCACCAUUGGAAAUAUCGUCUCUUCACAUACUCUAUAUAAAAGGAGCUACGAUUCUCAGUUCAAGGCAUUCGUUUGUGCUGCUCUCAAUGCGAAGAAAUUAGUUAUUUGGCUGAAGAUGAUUUUACAAUGUCAGCAUAUUUUAGAAAAUUACUACGCAUCUUGGAGCUACGUGGUGAAGACAGGUUUUCAAGAUGCUUUCAACUCUCUUGAUCGGCUCACAACUUGUCAUUUUGCUCUGCCAGUUGAUUUAGCAAUUCGACAAUUUCGAAAUAUCAAAGAUGCGUUUUGAUACUGAGCAACGGGACUUGACAGAAGAUAUAUCACCAAUAGCUGCGUUUGACAACUACUAUAGAAGAAAUUAUUUUAUGAUGUUUGAGGAUAUUAUUGGAUAUAUAUCAUAAAUUAGUGAAAAGCUUCUAUCGUAAUGGAAAAUUUCAAUGUAAAAAAAUCCUAAUGGAAUCGAUUCAUGCUUUUGAAUGAUGUUUAAAAAAUCUUAUCGAUCUUUA